This is a messenger RNA of Helicoverpa zea (corn earworm), 1442 nucleotides long. RefSeq lists its product as uncharacterized. Bases 1 to 1404 code for a protein of 467 amino acids. Gene Ontology annotation, biological process: proteolysis. Lineage: Eukaryota; Metazoa; Arthropoda; Insecta; Lepidoptera; Noctuidae. The transcript has 9 exons. Gene Ontology annotation, molecular function: serine-type endopeptidase activity. The record is from RefSeq and is a predicted model, not a curated record.
AUGGUGGUAUCAAAAUUAUGUUUAGUGUUUCUUGUUGUUUUCAUUUACAGUUCUGAUUGCAUUAAAGAUGGUAAACCUGUAUCUACAGAUAAAAGAUACGUGGUAUACUUAGUGAAAGCACCAAAGUCAGCCAAAGUAUACGACUUUUGGCUGUGUGGGGGUGCCAUAGUGUCAACUUUAUUUAUAGUGACAUCAGCAGCAUGCGUUGAUGAUGUGGAGUUCAUGUAUGCUAUAGCGGGGUACAAAAAUUACGUCAUCGACAAAGAUAUUGCGAAAGAUGCUUGUAUAAAAGAAAAGAAAAAGAAAAUUGUAUACACUUGCGUUCCUAUGAAAUAUGAACUAAAUUACUUACAAGUUGAGAAAUGGUCAUUCAUAGACAUAGCUUUGGUGAAAGUAGAAUCACCAUACGAUUUCAAUGAUCAGUCAUAUACUAAAGUAUGUUCGUAUAUACCAAGUGCAAUUGCUAUAAACUAUGAGCCUAAAUUUCAACGUCCUGGUCUUGAUGCCUUAGUAUAUGGAUGGGGACAUACAGAAAAAUGGAGGGAAGUAGGCGACCACGCUAAUUACAACCAAAAAGAAAUGCGGUAUGCUGCUACAAAAAUUAUAGACAAAACAACGUGCAAAAAACAUUACAAAGUUUAUCCAAAUAUGAGUGAAGUGAUAGACAGCUUCAUGAUAUGCACUCUAGCUCAAGGUGAACUCAGUGACAAGGGUGAACUCAUUCUAAUUGGACCACCUCAACCAAAAGCUGAUGGGUGUGGGACUCAACUGUCGGGUCCCACGAAUCUCAAUGAAUACUCAUCACCAUGCGAUAAAAAUGGACAAGAUGAUUUAGACGAUGCUUUGCUCGACGUCACACGCAGAAAAGAUACACUCAAUGAAACAGUUGAUAACAAACCUGCAGAAAAAAUAAACAAAACCAAUUACGAACCCAAGAAUCACCAAUCAAGGAAACAUGGCAUUUGUCAGAAUGACCACGGAGGACCACUGGUCACUUGGGUUGGAGGUAAUGAGGUUCUCAUAGGAGUAGCCUCAGUGUUCAAAGUGUCAGAUGAUUUCAAGUGCAUGGGUCCAUACUUGUUUACAAGUACACAGUGUAAUGGUGCCUUUUUAGAUUGCAUAUUGUCUGGUGGUACUCCAAAUACAGAAAAAAGAGCGAGUCGUGCUAUUUGUGACAUGCCACCGAUACAGAGGGGCUACGAUACAGUCGAACGAUUUAUAUCCUGGAAAAAUCAUCCUGCAGGACCCGCUGAAAACGAAAGAACCAGUGAAGAAAAUACAAGGCCUAAGAAAAAAAACAAUUUUGCAAACUUUGUAAAGUUAGCGGUGGCUUCGUUGGCUGUGAAUAGCUCAGUGGCAGUCAGACCACAAAAACCUCUCCAUGAUGAUAGUGAUGGUACAUAAAACAACUCAAAUAUUUUUUAUUGUCUAUUAAAGGUGCA